Oryza brachyantha (malo sina) is the source of this 888-nucleotide messenger RNA. Its product is annotated as ribulose-phosphate 3-epimerase, cytoplasmic isoform. Gene Ontology annotation, biological process: pentose-phosphate shunt; carbohydrate metabolic process; pentose-phosphate shunt, non-oxidative branch. Gene Ontology annotation, cellular component: cytosol. The coding region runs from base 17 to 694 and encodes 225 amino acids. NCBI's taxonomy places the organism in Eukaryota, Viridiplantae, Streptophyta, Magnoliopsida, Poales, Poaceae. The transcript has 8 exons. Gene Ontology annotation, molecular function: metal ion binding; D-ribulose-phosphate 3-epimerase activity. The record is from RefSeq and is a predicted model, not a curated record.
GAGCAGAGCAGGAGGCAUGGCGGCGGCGAAGAUAGCGCCGUCGAUGCUGUCGUCGGACUUCGCCAACCUCGCCGCGGAAGCCGACCGCAUGGUCCGCCUCGGGGCCGACUGGCUCCACAUGGACAUCAUGGAUGGGCACUUCGUUCCUAAUCUAACUAUUGGAGCUCCAGUGAUUCAGAGCUUGAGGAAGCACACCAAGGCAUAUUUGGACUGCCAUCUUAUGGUGACCAAUCCUUCAGAUUAUGUAGAGCCAUUAGCAAAAGCUGGUGCCUCAGGAUUCACGUUCCAUAUAGAAGUAUCCAGAGACAAUUGGCAAGAACUCAUCCAAAGUAUCAAAGCAAAGGGUAUGCGACCAGGUGUAUCAUUGAGGCCAGGCACUCCUGUGGAAGAAGUUUUUCCCCUGGUAGAGGCAGAAAAUCCUGUUGAAUUGGUUCUAGUUAUGACAGUUGAGCCUGGCUUUGGUGGCCAAAAGUUCAUGCCAGAAAUGAUGGAGAAGGUGCGUGUGCUGAGAAAGAAGUACCCAUCCCUUGACAUCGAGGUUGAUGGUGGUUUAGGCCCUUCCACCAUUGAUGUGGCCGCAGCUGCUGGGGCUAAUUGCAUUGUCGCUGGAAGCUCAAUAUUUGGAGCAGCUGACCCAGGAGAGGUCAUAUUGACACUAAGGAAGAGCGUUGAAGGAUCUCAGGACAAUAACUGAUUUUGUAGUUCUGUCCUCCGCUGGUUUGCUGGUUCUUCUGUAAACUAGAACUACUCUGCACUUCAUGUCGUCAUUACAUAUAGAGAGCCCCAGAUUGCACUACUGGAAUUGUUGAGCGUGAAUAAAAAUGUGCCCUUGGCACUGAUGUCACUAUUGUUGAUAAAUGUUAAAACUCAUGCAUCUGUUUUUGAUGA